AUUCGUAAAUUGUUGUGUCACGCAGUGAUGCCAGACUGGAGGGGAAAUGUGAGCCUGGGCCAAGCUUCCCUGCUGGUACUUUGAAGAAUGCUUGCACCGUGGGCUUCCAAGGCCGAUCAGGAGAGACGUUGAUGCUGUCAGAGGUCGGCGGCAAGGACACAGAGCUCGACUCUCUCGACGACUGCCAAGUGACAAUUCAAGGCUGUCCAGCCACACUGUUUGCUCGCAGGCUCAGGAACUGCCACAUCCGGUGUGGACCAGUGGCCAGCUCGGUUUUUGUGGAAGAGUGUGAGAGCUGCACAUUUCUCGUUGCCUGUCAUCAGCUGCGAGUACACGACAGCCUCAAGUGUGAAUUUCGAGUGCACGUCCAGACACGCUCCAUCAUCGAGGACUCGAACGAGCUCCUGUUUGGCAAGUAUGACUUUGUCUACGACGGGGACGAGCAAGAUUGGUGUGCAUCACACCUCGACAGGACAGUGAACAACUGGAACAAGGUCGAUGACUUUAACUGGCUUGCAGCUGAUAAGCCUUCGCCCAACUGGGAGCUGUCACGGGUGUAAUAGGGUGACACGUGCCACAAUAAAUGCACGCAUUGUUGUGAAUGA
Messenger RNA from Rhipicephalus sanguineus (brown dog tick), 605 nucleotides. Its product is annotated as tubulin-specific chaperone C. The record is from RefSeq and is a predicted model, not a curated record. The transcript has a single exon. Gene Ontology annotation, biological process: tubulin complex assembly; post-chaperonin tubulin folding pathway. Gene Ontology annotation, cellular component: cytoplasm. NCBI's taxonomy places the organism in Eukaryota, Metazoa, Arthropoda, Arachnida, Ixodida, Ixodidae. The coding region runs from base 132 to 560 and encodes 142 amino acids.